AUGAGUUCUCCAAGUCCAACUUUCUCUCUUCCGCCUCAAAAAGUUGCCUUUUCCGGUUUACUAUUUGAUAUGGAUGGUACAAUUAUCGACUCAACGGCGGCAAUUGAAAAGCAUUGGGAAGCGCAAGUUUUAUUGUUAUCAUAGCGAAGUCUUAUUGUCUGAUUAUGCGUGUUUUGUAGGAUUGGUGGAGAGCUAGGUGUUGAUCCUAAAGUUAUUUUGGAGACUUCCCAUGGGAAAAGAAGUAUAGAUACUCUUAAAUUAAUUACUGGCCCCGAAAAGGCUAAUUGGGAGUGUACGUUACCCAGACAUAAAAGUCGUCCGUUUCAUGCCCUGCUCUAUUCACUUGGGGAACAGCGUCGAACAUUUCGGCAACCUUCAGAGCCUUCCUUGAGAUCGAGACGAGAUUUCACAAUCUACGUAUUUGAGUACCCUGAGGGCAUUCAAAGCGGCAGCAUGUAAACCUCUAAGUUCUGAUUUUCUGGGCUGAUUUAGGUAAUUUGCCCAGAUCUCUUGGGUCAAUUAUCUUUAUUCUCUUGGAGUGGUCGAAUAAUAAUGACAGUUACUUUGAGUCAUUGGAACAAUUGUGGACUGUCCCUUUUGUAAUGCCCACAAGAUGUGGAUUUAUAGCAGAUGCUAACGUUCUCUCUAUUCAGAUGUCAAACACAUGGAGGGGCUCUUGCCAAAACUCUACGGAAACGAUGCUACUGAAAUUCCUGGCGCCAGAGCACUCUUGGAUUCCAUCACCUCCGCCAAAGCUCCUUGGGCUAUUGUCACAUCUGGAACUACUCCCCUUGUUACUGGAUGGCUUAGCGUGCUGAAGCUUCCACGCCCAGAGCAUUUGGUCGUUGCUGAAGAUGUUGAGAACGGAAAGCCUGAUCCAACUUGUUAUGAGAUGGGAAGGGACAAAUUGGGGUUGAAGCGUGGUGAUGAGAUUCUGGUUCUUGAGGACUCACCUGCUGGCAUACAAGCAGGAAAGGCUGCAGGAUGCAAAGUCCUGGGCGUCGUUACAUCACAUACUGUCGAGCAAAUAAUUGCUGCAAAGCCCGACUUUAUCGUCCAGGAUUUGAGUAGUGUAAAGAUGGCGGGGUUCGAGGAUGGAAAGGUUACACUGGAAAUCUCCAAUGCUCUUGAUCUCCAGUGAUCUACUAGAUGGGUACGAUUUCUGCAUCGAUCAUGCUGGUUCCCGUAAUAGACUGACAUAGGUUACCACAACAUGACGGUGAACCAUGCAGCUGGUGAGCAGAACAGUAUUUAUCUGAGACGGCGUCCAACCAGCCGGAGGGGCUGUGAGAAUGGUUCAUAUUAGAUACAUAC
Molecule: messenger RNA, 1314 nt
Organism: Hymenoscyphus albidus
Lineage: Eukaryota; Fungi; Ascomycota; Leotiomycetes; Helotiales; Helotiaceae
Source: the annotation of a GenBank genome assembly